UUCAUUAAUAGUUUAUAAUUGUCAGUACGGUAAAUUUCUACACACAUAAACGCUCGGCUUUUUAUCUGUUAGCAACAUGUGCAAGCUGUAUGAUUAGCUACUUAGCUAGCAGUACAAAUUUGAAAGGAAAUGGCAGCGGACAUGAAGACGGAGGACUACCCUCAUGAGAUAGACGAACAGCUCACAGGCUUCGACUCCUCCGUCUCUUCUGUCAAAACCAUGUUAGAGAAAUUGAUGUCGAUGCCUAGAAAUGACCUGCUGCAAAAGCUGGAUCCUUUGGAUCAAGCCAAGCUGGACCUGAUGUCUGCCUACACCCUCAAUUCAUUAUUCUGGAUGUACUUGGUUACACAAGGAGUAAAUCCCAGAGAACAUGGAAUCAAGCAAGAAUUGGAGCGAAUAAGGACUUACAUGAACAGAGUGAAGGAGAUCACUGACAAGAAGAAAGCUGCCCGUUUAGAUAAAGGCGCUGCUGCACGCUUCCUCAGGAAUGCUCUCUAUGAUCCAGAGGAAAAAGAAUCGAGAAAAAGAACAGGAUCCAAGAAAGCAGCCAACACACCAGCUGACACCCCACAGUCAAAGCGUCCAAAGCAGAGCUGAAAUUAAGGAGGAUCUGUACAGUCCUUGCAGUUUGCACCACUUACUGGGGCAGCAAACACUGGAGUUAACUUUGCUCACAAGACAUUUUCUAAGACUGUUUGAUAAGGCAUCAUAUAAGACAACUUGAGACAACAAAAUAUACUUUGGUGUUCAUCUGGGUUGCUCAUCGGUCAGGAUCAUAGCUUGGAGUCAGCAAAUGUUGCUAGAUGUAGUAGAAACACAAGACUAACUAAAUGCUAUCUACAACACACCAUCCAGGUUUUUCUGAACAUAUUUCUGGACAAUGAUGCUGGCAACUGCUCUAGAAUUUAAUGGAUAUGUCAAAAAUGUUUUUUUUGUAUUAAGGAGAAAUGUUAAUACCUGUGUGUUUUGAAGUAAUUUUUGCAAUGUGCAUGUUUUACACACGUAAUGAAUAACGCUGAACAAACCUGAUGUUUGAGUCAUUUUUAGUUUAUAUUCCUGUUCUUUUGUUCAUGUUUUCCGUUGUUACCUCAUAUCGUGCAGGAAACAUUGGUAAUAAAAUUCUUAAGUAAAACAA
This is a messenger RNA of Seriola aureovittata, 1135 nucleotides long. RefSeq names its product C1D nuclear receptor corepressor (gene c1d). Gene Ontology annotation, biological process: maturation of 5.8S rRNA; regulation of gene expression. Gene Ontology annotation, molecular function: RNA binding; DNA binding. Gene Ontology annotation, cellular component: exosome (RNase complex); nucleolus. The coding region runs from base 130 to 597 and encodes 155 amino acids. NCBI's taxonomy places the organism in Eukaryota, Metazoa, Chordata, Actinopteri, Carangiformes, Carangidae. The record is from RefSeq and is a predicted model, not a curated record. The transcript is spliced from 5 exons.